GCAAGAACAGAGGAAGAUUUCUGAUCACACUGUCAGCUUCUGGUCCUGUGGAGCUGAUUUAAAGAAGAGAGAAAUGCUCCUGCCCCAGAGAUCUCUGCAGACAGUUACAUUUUUGGCAAUUCUUUUUUUUGCCUGUUUUGCGAUGGGCCAAGACCUUGAAAACAGGAGGGCACUGACCGAGCACCAGCUCCUGCACGACAAAGCGAGGGCGGUGCAGGGGCUGAAGCGGCUGCUGUGGCUGCAGCACGCCCUGGGUGCCGUGCACACCGCCAGCAGCAGGGAUGUCCCGCUCCCGAAUGCCAGCUGGGACCCGCAGGAGAGCCAAGAUCCCUCCGAUUUCAACAGCAGCCACGGAGAUGAGGCUUCCAGCCUGGCAGAAGUUGGCAGUGAUCCCCAUUCAGCCAAAGCCCCAGACACCCACUUUGUUCUGCUGGUGGAGGAGAUGAGAAUGAGCUUUCAGGGUCCCUCUUUGAGCCUUUUGUUCCACAGCUCCUUUCCUCAAGUGAAAUCCUCUCCAAGAGCUCCCACAGCAGCAGGAAAACGGAUUCAUGAGGCCACCUGUGUUUCCUGAGAGGUACGACUGGAUUUUGCUGUUCAC
Molecule: messenger RNA, 598 nt
Organism: Motacilla alba alba
Lineage: Eukaryota; Metazoa; Chordata; Aves; Passeriformes; Motacillidae
Product: parathyroid hormone 4-like
Exons: 3
Coding region: 74-571 (165 amino acids)
Biological process (GO): osteoblast development; regulation of chondrocyte differentiation; bone mineralization
Cellular component (GO): extracellular region
Molecular function (GO): peptide hormone receptor binding; hormone activity
Source: RefSeq, a predicted model, not a curated record